AUGACUUCGAACCCCAAUCCUUUCUCCUACAACGACCAUUCCGGGGAUGAGCACGAAGACAUGGAGCAAAGUUCAGACUCCACUUUGGACAGCUUCUUAACAAGCCAUUCUGGCUUGGGUGUUGCCCCAUCACCACUUCGGCUGAGAAGCCCAGUUGUCAUUCCCCAGAGAUGCCCCGGAAACAAAGAACGCGGUUUCGUAGAGGCAUACGCGCCUGAUCUUCAGGCUUUUGGUAUUGAUCAAGAAACAUUCCUCGCACUCAUACGAUCUAUCAACAAAGCUGCCCAAGCGUCUAAAUGGCUCUAUGCCAUACAGGUGGCUGCUAUAGGCACCGGAUUCAUUCCCAAUCACAUCGCUCUAGGGGUUUCCACUGCCGUGCAGAUCGUCGCCGGGAUUGUCGCUAAGACGGAGACUCGAUGGAAAACCAACUCGUUCAUGGAUCGAGCAAAUAUCAGUUUCUUCCAGCCGCGAGGACUGUAUUGUCUCCUCAUGUCCUACAAUCCCAUCUCCUCCAGCAACAAAGAAAAGACUGACCCAGUGCAAGCCAUGUUGAAGCAUAAGUCGACAGCUGGAGCCUCGUCCAAGACCAGAAGAAACCUGCGAAAUCCUUCGGCUGGUGUGUCCCACGGCCAAGACGAUCUCCCCGACUCUGUUGCGACUCUUAUCUACCCAACCAUUGAGCGGACGACUCAGAACUCAUACAAGAAGAAAGCGGUGUUUGCCAAGCUGAACGACUAUUUUGAUCAGCGAGCUCAGGCACGCUACGUAGGCAGCAGCACUCUUACACAUUGCCCUUUAGUCUCGUUCGCUGACUCUAGAUUUACGCAGGCCUCUGAAAGUAAUGGAGACAUACUCUCCACCACACCGCAAAAGCCUUUCUCGAACCGCUUCCUUGACCCAAACCAUCCUGUCUCUAACGGUGGCUUACUUGGCCUCUUAUCUGGGGGCAAGCUGACACCAGACCUUCAAAAGCAAAAAGAAAGUAUGCGCUCUGCCAUGGCCGAUCAGGAACAGCUGAUUCGGGACCAACAGUCUGCCCAGAUGGCAAAUCUCAUCUCUAUGCUCCAAGGCAUGGAUCUUACGGCUGAAGAGCAGCAAGCCUAUAUCCAGCAAUAUGAGAGUGCAUACGAGAUACAACUGCAACAGCUUCAGGAUCAGUCUGAGCUGUUAGAGAACGGACAGCGUCGAAUUAAUCGUAACAUUCUCUAUUUAAUGAUUGUCAACCUACCUUCACCUGAAGAGAUGGAAGCGGCUCAGAACGGUAGAUCGGUCACGGAUCUUGGAAAUAAUGGCAACGGCGUGACAAUUGCAAGUGUGGAUGUAGAGUAG
Fusarium musae is the source of this 1329-nucleotide messenger RNA. RefSeq lists its product as uncharacterized. Lineage: Eukaryota; Fungi; Ascomycota; Sordariomycetes; Hypocreales; Nectriaceae. The transcript has 3 exons. The record is from RefSeq and is a predicted model, not a curated record. The coding region runs from base 1 to 1329 and encodes 442 amino acids.